AUGUCAGGUGAGUCCAGCAUUCGAAUAGCUGCCUCGUCUGUGUUACUGGAGGCUUGUCUGGGCGGCUCAGAAAUCCGGGAGAAGCUGCGUGGACGGCAACACGCUCUAGCCAGGAAGCAGAAGGGACCAAUGCUUGCCAAGGCCCCAGUUUUUGCACAAGGAGCUGUCCUCCCCCAGGUAGUAGUGGUAGAUCCUGAGUCAAACAACGUGGAGAACGCAGAAAACUCUCAGAACUCACAGAACCAGUCUUCGUUUGGAAGCGUGCAGAGCAAAAUCCAGUUCUUCAACAAGAGGCACACUCCCUCCCCGACUCCCAGUAACGACCCUAGUGACGUCACGGACGUCACAACCUCCAGUUCCAACAGCAGCGGCGGCCGCUCCACCAAAGUCCGCCGGCGUCGGUCACUGUCCCCGAGUUUCGGUGCCAACCGCGGGAAAGGAGCAAAGGGACCAACCAUGCACAAGGUUAGAACGGACAUGUGUAACUGUAACGAGGCUCCGUUUCACCGCCCGUCAUGUCCGGCGAGAAGAGGGCACAAACUGUUCCGCUCCAAGUCGCACCAGAGUGCGAGCGGGCGCGGGAAAAGCACGCCGACAUCCAGUCGCCCGUCGUCGCCCGGGAGCGGACGCGGGACUCCGACGGGCGCCGCUGGUUCGACGGACGAGAUGGAGAAACUACAGAAGAAGAUCCGCAGAGUGCAGCGCAUGAGGCUGUACCUGUUACAGCAGAGUGGACCCAACUCACUGUUGGUGGGCGGGGACUCCCCUGACGACAAGCACCGCGUGCUAAUUGGUCAACAGAGCUGCAGCUGCGGGAAACACAUGCCGUGUGUGCACCUGCUGUUCAUCAUGCUGCGGGUGUUCCAGGUGGCCGAAACCAACCCCCUGCUACAGAGGAAGACACUCAGGAACUACGAGGUGGAGAGUCUUUUCAGGAACUUUGAGGCCAGGAAAAGAAACCGUGUGUGGCGGAGACGGCCUCCGCAGACACCCAACAAGGCCGAGGAUGUGGCUGAGUCUGAUGGUGCUAAACCGGAAGAAGAGACCUCUGGUGAUGAGAAGAGAGUAAAACCAGAAGAUGACACCUGUCCCAUCUGUCUGUUAGAGAUGGUGGAUGGUGAAAGUCUGACGUCGUGUGAUGACGGCUGUAACAACCAGAUGCACCACCAGUGUGUGGCUGUCUGGGCUGAAGCCUGUAAGAGACAAGGAGAUGCCUUCAGCUGUCCUCUCUGUCGGGCAGUCUGGACAGAGGAGGGAGAAGGGGUUCAGGACGAAGGUAGCCAGGCUCCACCCAACUCCCGUGCCCCGUCCCCCGUACACCCCCUCCCCGGGGAGGGGGUACACCUGCCCCACUCUGAACCCAUCCCCCCGGAACAUCGCGACAUGGCCGCACCAUGGAUAGAGUUGUUUGGGUACAACCUUGUGAGCUGCCUGUUCUCGCGUGACUGGUCAGUACGUGAGGCGGGGUUGAUGUGUCUGUCCCAUGAGGUGGCCAGGAGGCUGAUACAGAUGGAGGAGGAUGAGGAAGAGGAGGAGGACCCUGCUCAGUGGACAUCUGUCCUCAGGGUCUGCUGUAACAUCCUGGCCAUGCUGUGUAGGGAUCCUGUCUAUAAUGUCUAUGUCGCAUCACUGAGAAGUCUGCGGGACAUGUCAGCGUACACAGUGUGUCGGACAGAGGACCAGGUCUCAUGUCUACAGGACAUGCUGAGGCCUGUGGUUGAUGUCAUCCUCAUCAAGUGUACUGAUGGAGCAAAGAAUAGAAGAAACCGUACCUGUCAGCUGUCCCUGUCCACUCUCCUGGAGCUGGCUAAAGGCCAGGAUGGCGGGCUAGCGACGGCCUCGGAGCUGCCCCGUGCCGAGUCCCUGGCCGUGGGGGACCUCCCGUUCCUCCUGUCCUGUAUCCUGGCCCCUCCCCCUGCCGACGCAGCCUGGCAGUACUUCCUCGGGCGACUCAACGUCAUCGAGAGAAUCAUCGAAGACUUCCCCAACCACUUUGUCCGGCAGGGCAGCCAGUCUCCCCGCAGUAACAGCCCUCCUUUUGACACAGAGCCUCUCGCCUCUGUUCUAUCCUACGUGUGUGAAUGCGUCAAGAGUCCACACCCCAAACUGGCCAAGCAGUCAAAAGAUCUCUUCCUCAAGAUAGCUCGCUGGGUGUCGUCUGUGCCUUCUGUCUUCAAGUACAUCUUCAGUAUCCUGAGCACGUACACCUCACGGCGCCACACUAGUCUGAUGGAAAGUCUCCUGGCUCUAGCCGCGGAGCUGGGGAUCAGUAAAGACUGGCUUCUCGCCUCUGUUCCUACCAGCCCCUGUAAAGCUCCCAAGGAAACCCCGGCUGGUGCGUCGGCUGACUCCACUCCGUGUGUCACCCCACACUAUAACACACCUUCUACAUCACCCGGCAGUAGUGUGGAUAUACCAGCACCCACACAGGCAGGGCCGCAGCCUGGUACUGGUCCUGCUGGGGUGUUAACACCACCCCCCUCUCCCGUACACUCAGCAAGAUCACCACAACCAGACAACAACAACACAGAACAGAGUCACACAGGUGGGGAGGGGGGCAACAAUGAUGAUGAUGAUGAAGUGCAGAGAGAAAACCGCGAGAUUAUGAACGGCGGGCACCACAACAACCAGUGCCACAACGCCGAGCAGCUGACCGUGGUCGCGGCGGGACAGAACGGACUGAGAGUGUCCUUCGAGAGCGAGGUGGCUCCGGGCUUCUCGGCCAGCAGUACCAAAGUCCUUGAGGGAGGGCCUGUGGUUUACUCCACGUCCUGUAAGGAACAGGUGGAGGUGGAGGAAGCCCAGGCAUUGGCUGUUGCCAUGGAGAUGUCCACCCUUCCUCAGCAGGCCCUUCCCAGAGUUCCUGGUCUGACCAGGAGGACGGAGGAGAAGGAACUCAUCAUCCAUGUGCAGCCCAAGCACCUGAAGGGUGGGAAGCAGGGUGGUGCGUAUAAGAUGGACCAGCAGUGGCUGAAGGGGACCAUGAUCGGUACAGGGGCCUUCUCUACAUGUUAUCAGGCACGUGACGUACAGACUGGCACGCUCAUGGCAUGUAAACAGGUGUCGUUCUGUCGUAACUCUCCGACGGAACAGGAGAAGGUUGCAGAGGAGAUCCGGGGAGAGAUCCAGCUGAUGGCACGGCUGGAUCAUCCCAACAUUGUCCGAGUCCUGGGGGCCACACAGGAGGGAACACACUUCAACAUCUUCCAGGAGUGGAUGCCAGGGGGCUCUGUUGCUGGUCUGCUAGAUCAGUAUGGAGCUUUUUCAGACACGGUCAUCAAGAACUUCACCCGGCAGGUCCUCUUGGGUGUGUCUUAUCUCCAUGACAACUGCAUCAUCCACAGAGACAUCAAGGGAGCUAACCUGCUAGUUGACAGUACAGGGACCAGACUGAGGAUUGCUGACUUUGGGACAGCAGCACGGCUGGCCACCAAGCUGACAGGAGCAGGGGAGUUCCAGGGACAGCUACUGGGCACCAUUGCCUUCAUGGCACCGGAGGUCCUUCGUGGGGAGCAGUACGGGCGCUCCUGUGACGUCUGGAGUAUCGGCUGUACCGUCAUCGAGAUGGGCACAGCCUCCCCACCAUGGAACGCCAACGCAGUAGACAACCAUCUGGCGCUCAUCUUCAGGAUUGCGAGUUCCAGCGAGCCUCCACCGCUGCCACAGAACUUUUCACCCGGACUGCGAGACCUGGUGCUGAGGUGUCUGGAACAGACCGGAUCAGACCGGCCGUCCACGCGGGAACUGCUACAACACGCUGUCUUCACCGCUUCGUGAAAACCACGGGAAUCUACACAGAUUGGUACAACUGUGGAAAUCACACUUCUCAAUUCCGUGACGUGAUUUUGGAAAAAAAAUCUGUGGAAAGAGAAAAUCGUGAAGUGACAAGCUAGUAAGAGAUGGAAGUUCGAAAGGUGCUCUAUCGACUCCGUGUUGGAAAUAUUGUUUCAGCCAUCUGGUUUGUUCAGAGUCACUGAGGAGUAGAAUUUUCAAGAGGCCUAGAACUAGGAACUAAAAAGCAAUAUUCAACAUGGUGUGUAAUACUUACAACUGGAAUGUAAGACUAAAGAACGCCAAGUCAAUGGCUUUGAGGAGCUAAGUUAGGACCAGAAGGUACAGGGUUCGAGUCCUAACAUAGAUGUUAGAAGUAGAACCUCUUUGAUAAGAGGUUUGUUUCACUUGGAAAUGACUGUCAAAUUGUAGACAGUUUUUACAUGCAAUGUAAACUACUACUUUUAGUGUGUUUUCAUUCUCUACUCUGAGAAAACAGUUGUUAAGUCUAGCAUGUGAUACAGAACAUGUUAGGAGAAUCAGCUACUGUGUCGGCUACAGUUUGAACAGGUUGACCCUGUUGUUUUGAACAGACUGGUCUGUUAUUCUACACAAAAAAUUGACAGGACCCUCCACCAAUCAGCUGGUUCCAUUUUUCAGACGACUAUUUUGAUUGGUCACAUACAUGUACAAGGCUGGGUCCUAUUGGUCACCCGCUUGCCACUUCAUUUCAAACCUUGCCAGAAACCACUGGGCCCUUUCAGCCAAUCAGCUGCAUGGUUCCAUUUCUGAGAGGAUCAUCUUGAUUGGUCACAUACAAGGCUGGAUCCUAUUGGUCACACCCUUGCCACUACAUUUCAAACCUUGCCAGAAACCAUAGAAUAACAGAUAUCUGUCACCAAAAACUACAAUGACACAAAUACAAGUAGCUGCUUUAUAAUGGUCAUUAAAGCAGAGCUAUGUACAAGUACUGUAUAGGCAGUAUUAUAACCAGGCCACUUUUAAUAUCAUACACAGCAGUUGUAUGAAUAUUACACUGAUGUUGCCUUCAUUUUAAACUUCAGAUCCAAGGUAACCAUCUUAAAAAAAUAACCACCGUAAAAAAAUGUAUACUAAAUGGAAAGCUGGACUUUCUGUUGUGAACUAUGGUAACUAACACAUACCUAUGGUUUAAUCUGUAAUAUGCUGUGCAGGGUUCAGUAUUGUACUGGCAUACUUAAUUGCAGUAUUUGAAACCAAGAAAGCAGAGCUUUCUUUUAUUGGCAAUUUUCUUAUUCUUAAGGAUAAGUGGUCUUAAUUUUGCAAGGAUUACAGUGUGACAGAAUUUUGUUUUUCGUAAAGAAUUGUGGAAUGUGUUAAGGAUUUUGUACUCUUUUCAAUCUGACAGCCAUAAGAUUGUACAUUCAUAGUCCCAUAGAUUAGUGUGUUUUGUUCCUGUAUUGGUGAGUCAAACUAGUAAGCUUUUCUGAAGACUGUAUAGCUUUAGUUAGUUUGAGUUAUUGUUGUACGUAACCAAACUUUUCUAGUUCACAAAGCUUCUGUUAGUUGCAUUUUAAGUUGACUGUUUAGAUAGGGUUGUUUUGCUCUUCUAACAUCCAGUUUAGAAGAUACAAGAAGGAAGCUUUAUGAGACGGUAUGUGUGUGUUGUAACUGCAGAGCAGUCAGUGGGGAGAAACUGUUGAACAGUUGAGCUACAGGAAUGGCUCUGUGACAAGUGGACAUGUCUCAAUCAGGAUACAGAAUAAAUCCUCUUUAUCUAUGA
Branchiostoma belcheri (Belcher's lancelet) is the source of this 5533-nucleotide messenger RNA. Its product is annotated as mitogen-activated protein kinase kinase kinase 1-like. Gene Ontology annotation, molecular function: protein kinase activity; ATP binding; zinc ion binding. The record is from RefSeq and is a predicted model, not a curated record. Gene Ontology annotation, biological process: protein phosphorylation. The transcript has 17 exons. NCBI's taxonomy places the organism in Eukaryota, Metazoa, Chordata, Leptocardii, Amphioxiformes, Branchiostomatidae. The coding region runs from base 1 to 3777 and encodes 1258 amino acids.